This is a messenger RNA of Sparassis crispa, 435 nucleotides long. Its product is annotated as Protein SnodProt1. Lineage: Eukaryota; Fungi; Basidiomycota; Agaricomycetes; Polyporales; Sparassidaceae. The transcript has a single exon. The record is from RefSeq and is a predicted model, not a curated record. Bases 1 to 435 code for a protein of 144 amino acids.
AUGAAGUUCGCCGCCGUCAUUGCCUCCCUCUCGCUCCUCUUUGCCCCAACCAUCCUCGCGCAGACGUCUGUGUCUGUCUCAUACGAUACGACCUACGAUAAUUCGGCGGAGCCUCUUAGCAACCUGGCCUGCUCUGACGGAGCGAACGGCUUGGAACACUACGGUUACACCACCCUUGGCUCGCUCCCCGACUUCCCCUACGUCGGCGGAUCACACGUCGUGACGGGAUGGGACUCGACCGGAUGCGGGACGUGUUGGGAGCUGACGUACGAUGGGACGACUAUCACAGUUCUCGCGGUCGAUACCGCGCCCGAAGGGUUCAACCUGUCGGAGGAGGCCAUGAAUGCGCUGACAAACGGCCAGGCGGUGGCAAUCGGUAGGUUGACUGCUACGGCAGUGCAGGUCAACUCGUCCCAGUGUGGGCUCUCGGGCUAG